This is a messenger RNA of Episyrphus balteatus (marmalade hoverfly), 5430 nucleotides long. RefSeq lists its product as uncharacterized. Gene Ontology annotation, cellular component: nucleus. The coding region runs from base 1651 to 2679 and encodes 342 amino acids. Gene Ontology annotation, molecular function: DNA binding. The record is from RefSeq and is a predicted model, not a curated record. Lineage: Eukaryota; Metazoa; Arthropoda; Insecta; Diptera; Syrphidae. The transcript is spliced from 2 exons.
UUUUUAUUCGAUAGUUUUUUCAUUCGAAUAGUUUUUUCAAACGAUAGUUUUUUCAUUUGAAUAGUUUUUUCAAACGAUAGCUUUUUCAUUUGAAUUUUUUCAUAUUCAGUUACUGUUUUCUUUCAGUCUAUUAGAUUGUUUUUUUUUUUUUUUUUUAAUUCAGUCAUAAUUUUAUUUCUCUACUAUUUGCUUUUUCCCUUGAUUUCACAAUUUAAUUGUAAAUGAUUUUAUCUGCAUUUGAAGGAAGGACUGAAGGAAGAUGAAUGAUGAUACACAUAUUGUGCGAUCUUCCAAAUGAUAUCUUGAAAGUUUUUCAGGACUGAAUUUAUGUGUUUUACGUUGGAGUGCCCAUAUUUUCAAAACAAAGGCGGUAAAGAAAAGAAAAAGAAAGGCAGCACGGUGCAUGAAAAGAAAAGAAGUUAUCCGUCGGUCAGUGCGGUGUCAUAAAAAAGUGACAAAAGAGAAAAAAAUAACUCUUUGACCUGGGAAGCGGAACAUGUUCAUUGUUCAGCCAGUGUAUAGUUUAUGAACCUAAUUAGUGGGAAAACCCAUCUUUUCAAUCACUUGACGAGACAUGGCGCCGGAAGAAGCAAAACAUUCGCGCACGCACAAACAGCAGGUAUAUGUGUCAACAAGUGGAUUUUGUAAAGGGUUGUGAAUGGGUUAGACAAAAAUAUGAUGCAACUGUGUGGUUGGUUUGGAUUAUUGUAGGUAGGUAUGUAUAUACUUUUGAUAUUUGCAAUUUUGCAUGUGGACGAGCAAAAAUAAAAAGUGUAAGAAAAGGAAACAAAUCCUUUCCAGUGGUCAUUUCUCGACUAUUUUUUUUUUACGAUUUUUAUAUUAUGUACUUCAAUGUAUGAUGGAUGCUUCUUUAAGAUGAAAUCGGAUGAAAAGUGAAAAACUUGAUAAAAUAUUAUUUUUAAAUAGCAACUGAAUAUUUGAUAGUUUUUAUUCGAUAGUUUAUUUGAUAGUUUUUAUUCGAUAGUUUAUUCGAUAGUUUUUAUUCGAUAGUUUAUUCGAUAGUUUAUUCGAUAGUUUUAUUCGAUAGUUUUUAUUCGAAUGAAUGAAUGAAUGAAUGAAUGAACUAUUCGAUAGUUCAAAUCAUUCAGUUACUAACUAUCGAUAGUUCAAAUCAUUCGAUAGUUCCCAUCACUAUUUGAUACAUCAAUACACACAAGGAAGUAUAUGUCGUUCACUGUGUAAAAAAUCUGUGCUGUAGUUCUACCUGCUUUUCUUGUGUGCUUAAAAAUAGGAAAUAUGUCGAAAAGGGGGAAAUGGCACAUUUUUUUUGCGGGUGAAAUGGCGCAUUCCGUAAUGAAAUUUAGUAUUUGAGUAUAGUGUUGGCAUGAGCCAUCUCACCCUCAAAAUAUUUUUUUUUUGUAAUUCAACGAAUUUAAAAUUUUUUAUUUAAGCAUACAGGUUAGUAUAAGGAAGUGCGUAAAAUUUUUAAACAUUUGCACUAACCUUAUUUUCAGUAGUUCGUUAGCAUUCGUGUGUACAAAAUUGAAUUAGAUUAAAAAAAAAAAAUAUAUAUUACUAAAGUGUACCUAACAAUGCCCACCGUUUAAAAAAAAAAAAAGUAAUUCUAGUCGGGGUUCUUGGUCGGAACAUUCUUUAAAGACCGCAAUUAAUGACAUUAAAGCAAAGUUGAUGUCAAUUAACUUUGCAGCAAAGAUUUAUAACGUUCCAGCCACAACUCUAAGGCGACAUUUGAAAAAUUCUUCUGCGAAUAAGCAAUUGGGUGCUUCCGCGUGUUUGGGAGCAGAAAUUGAGACAAAAAUAUGCAAUCAUAUAAAGAAGCUGCAGGCUCACGGAUUCGCUCCAACGCGAGAAUCAGUUUGCAAGAUGGCAUAUAGUAUUGCGGAACAAUACAAUAUCCCGCAUAGAUUCUCAAAAGACCUGAAGAAAGCAGGUAGGGGUUGGUUGGAGCUCUUUUUAAACCGACAUCCAGAUUUGGCGAUACGAAAGGCUGAAGGAGUUUCCCAAGCACGGGUUCUUGGUAUGAAUCGGCAGGAAGUGGCAACCUACUUUGACCUUCUUGAAAAAAUUCUCAUCGAAAACAACCUAAUGGGCAAGGCUCGAAAUAUUUUUAAUAUGGACGAGACCGGGUGCCAGCUGAAUAAUAAACCAGAACUAGUUGUGGCCGAAAAGGGGUCAAAAAAUGUUGCAGCCAUAACAUCAGCUGGAAAAGGGGAGACAAUUACAGUGAUUGCAUGCUGUAAUGCGGAGGGAAAUUUCCUACCACCAGUUUGUGUGUUUAAGGGCAAAAACAAAAAGCCAGAAUUCGAGGAUGGUAUGCCACCAGGCUCAGUUGUAUACAUGGGAGAGAAGUCAGCAUACGUGACAAGUGAAUUUUUUUUUCUUUGGCUGAAAGAGCAUUUUGUGCCCAGAAAACCAAUGGGUAAAGUACUUCUCAUUUUAGAUGGACACUCAUCUCACUGCAGCAACAGUGAAAUGUUGGAGUAUGCUGCUGUAAAUGAUAUUGUGCUCUUGUGUCUUCCUCCGCACUCAACACAAUUCCUUCAGCCGUUGGAUCGAACUUUUUUUCGUUCUUUGAAGGCACACUACAACACAGCAUGUAACACCUUUUUAAAAAAACAAUCCUUCUCGAAAAAUAACCAGGCUUCAGUUCGGAAAACUGCUCUACGAAGCAUGGAGUUCCUCUGCUACUACAAGUAAUGGAAUUUCUGCUUUUACAGCUACCGGGAUUUGUCCGUUUAAUCCUAGUGCUAUUCCUGACUAUGCAUUUAUUCCUGUAAAUGAAGAAGUUAGCUUAAUUGAACAGGUAAAUAUAAUUUUGUAAAAUACUUUUGCGAUUGUUACCUUACAAAACUUUUGUUAUUUACCUCUCUUAAAGCCAAUCAUCCGUGAAUCAACUCCAGAGCAGUCCUCAAGCCCACAACCACAACAAAAUCCUCAACAGCAACAAAAUAUCCGGCAGGAACAGGCUAGCAUUGAAGACCAAAGCGGUAUAACUCCAAGCAAGGCGCUUGCUAUUAUAUCACCAAUUCCAUCAACGUCAAGGUCAACACGAUCCAAUACAAGAAAGCAAAAAGCUCGAGUCCUUAACACAGAAGAGAACAUCAAAACUCAAAAAAUUAAGAAAAAAAAGAUGCAAGAAUUGAAAGAGAAAAAACAGAGAGCAAGGCAACGAAAAGAUUCGACGUCAUCUGAGGGUACGAUAUCAUUGCAUGAAUUUUCUGAUGGACCUGAAGACUUCGGCGAGAAUACCUGCGUGGGCUGUGGUGAAGACUAUCGUUCCACCCGAAAAAAAGAAGACUGGUUGCAGUGUAUUAUGUGCCAUAGAUGGGUACAUGAUUCCUGCACAUCAUUCAACCACAUGUGCAAUGAAUGUGGUAAUAAGAACAUGAAAUAAGCUCAUGCACCAUCUCACCCAUCAGGGUAUGCCAUCUCACCCACCCUAUAGGGGGAGAUGGUUUUUUUUUAAACUUUUUUCUUUUGCUAAAUUAAAAAUAUAAAUUCUAUUCAUAAAAUUCGUAAAUGAAACAUAACGUUGGAUAUUAAAUAAAGAAACUAUUUGCAUUGUUAUCAAUAUAAAAUAUGGUUUAUUUUGAAAGAUAUGACAAAAACAAAAAAGGUAUACCAUCUCACCCGCUUUUACCCUACAUACAAAAUUAAAAAAUUACGAUUCAAAAUAAAGUUGGCAUACCAUUUGUUGUAGAGUCGGUUGGGGAAGUGCGCGCACAUUUCACUUUAAGGCAAAAUUGUGAAGAUUCUGUAAGAGAUAUCAGCAUAAAGUUUUUUACAUUUGAUAAACCUAUAUUUUGGGAACAAGAAAACACAAAAAAAAAGUUUUUUAGUUUAAAUAUUUUAUAUGUUUCAAAAUAAAACCAUAGGUAUGUAGUCAAAGUGCGCACUCUUGCGGCUAAGUCAGGAUAAGAUCGCGCAAACUCUUGGCUAAGAGCGCGCACAUAAUUUUAAUAGGAACCUUAACAGUUUACGGCUACUAAUUUUCUAAAAACUUAAUGUAAUACUAAGUUAAACAAAACGUUCUUUCAAAAGUUCCAAGUUUUCACUAAAAUGAAUGAAAAUAUUAAAGAAAAAACAAAUUAAGUUCAAAUACAAAAACUUAAACUUUAUUUAUAAAACAAAACAAACAAAAAAUAUUUCUAAUUAAAUCAGAGCCUUUCUUUUUUAGAAUUCAUGAAUAACCGCCUUCGUUUCUCAAGAAUCAAGUUUAAAAAUUCUCUGUAGGUACUGUAAAUCAGAUUAAAAAAAAGAAAAGUUUAAUAUGGGGAGAAGUGCGCGCUCUUACUCACAAAAGGACUGCGCGAUUUUACCCACAAAGGUACUUUUUUUUCAUUUAUCAAAUUUAUAAUAAAAUAAAACAAAUAACGAAGAAAAAAAUAACAAAAAUAAUUAAAAAUUAUUUAAAUUAUUUCUAUUUUAAGUGGAGCGAUUGAAUAUAAUUCAAUUUUAAAGUUCAAGUUGAGGUCACUUGAACUUUAAAAUUGAAAAAUAAAACAAAGUUUAACAAAUUUUUGACUAAAAUCAAAUAUACAUAAAUAUGCACUAUUCAAAGAUAUAUGCUACUCUCGGUAUCUAAUGCUGUCACUCCGACGCCACACACUUUUCCAGCACAACUUUUUUUUGUUUUUAGCCGAGUUUUUUAAACAUUCUUUUAAAAUAAAAUGGAGUUGGGCACACUCGCGAAGAUCGUCACUUAUUGACGCCUUACUAAGCGCUGCACGGUAAUCCAUAAUGACUUAUCUCGUUGCAAAAAUCAUAACUUUUGAACGGAUUGAGGUAUCGGUACAGUUUUUUUUUAAUUUGAAGGAAAUUUCCAGGGCUGUUACACCAAUGAAUUUCAAGAAAAUUGUCUAACAGGGUGUUUAGGAAUCAUCGACCGAAAACAGAUUUUCUUUAAAAAAAAAUAUUUAAAUUAAAAUUGGUAUGCCAUUUUGUAGAAAUCACUAAUCCACAUCUAAAAAAAGUUGAGAUAACAUUUUUCCAUGAUAUUACGAUGAUAGAGAAUGCCAAAAAAGUUGGUUUCGGAAGUCCGUCUGUCUGUCUGUCUGUAUAAGGAUCUACAGCCUAAACGGAUGGACCGAUUGACUUCAAAUUUGGUAUGUACCAUUUUUUGGAAUUCAUUUUUUUGGACCAAAAAUAACGGUACUUGUCAUACACCAAUUUCAGUAAAGUUGUAAUUGCUCAAAAACGGCUCCAACGAUUUUGUUUAAAAAAUUCAUUUUUUUUUAUGACCAAAACUAACGGUACCUGCCAUAUAACGGAAAUAGAAAAGUUAAUUUUUUUCAAAAACGGCUCUAACGAUUUUGAUUAAAAUUUUUGUGUGUAGUACUACACAUAAGAGCCAACUUUUUAAAUAAAAAAAAUAUUUUUUGUACCGUUAUUAACGGUACCUGUCAUAGAACGGUUUUUUUCGUUUCUGAAUAUCUCGUACAACAUUUA